CCGCCACAUAGGUAUAGACAUUUUUAUAAACAGUUAUUAUUCAUAUCAACAAAAUCAUUUAACAGCACUGGAGGGACGUAAAACGUCAUUGUCACCGCUUUUCCGUUCAAAAUAUUCUAACUGCUGCUUCAGCAUCUUGUGCGCCUCGCACUACAAGCGGUUUAAAAAAGAACUAUUUUUGACUGCCAGGUCUGUUAGUAAAAAAUAUUAAGCUUAAAGUAUCAUAACACAACCCACUUAAACCAAAAUCUCGUAAUAUAAAACUAAAGUGUCAAAACGAAUCCAAAUGUCAAGAGAUAAAUAAAUAAAUGUAGCAACUUAAUAUUUUUUACAGCAAAGCUACCAACUCAAUCGCAUGCGGAAAAUAUAUAUAGUUCGUAACAAUGGAUUUAAUAAUCGCGCCCUCGAUGACGUAACUAGAAGUUUAUAUGGUAUCGCGCUUAUACUUAAAAAUUCCUACUAUGCAAGACGGUACUGUAACUAACGCCCAGUUUCAUAAUACAACCCUUAAAGUCACUUUAGUUAAAGUCCACUUUAAGUUAAAGUCCACUUUAAAUUCAAAUAGGUUUCAUAAUCAAUUGGCCUGGUUACUUUAACUAAAGUGAAAAUUGCCUAUCAAAUUUAUUUUGGUACCACUGAAAUACACGAUCUGGCUGUCAAAAACGUCUAUUUUGAGGUUAGAUCGUUUUAUCGAUUAUUUGUGUAGCGUCUUGGCGUCAAUUUUCUAUCGUUUUUCCGUUAUAAUAUACAUACCUCCGAAAUCAAAUUUAAAAUAUUUAAAAUGAAAAGGGCAAGAACAACAAAUUUUUCAGCAGAAGAAGAGCUUCUUUUAGUGGAAGAGAUUAAAAAACAUGGCGCUAUUGAGAAUAAAACGACUAAUAAAUUCUCACACAGAGAAAGGGAGCAAGCGUGGGAGCAAGUACUCCUGAGCUACAAUGCAAAAUCAAGCCGACCUAGGGAAAUGGAACAAAUCAAAUCCAAAUUUGACAACCUGAAAACAAAAGCGAGGAAGCAUGCUAAUGAAAAAAAAAAUAAUUUGACAGGUACCGGGGGAGGCCCAGCUGUUCUGAAAACAGAUGAUCCAGUGUUAACAGUGGUACUGGAGAUAUUAAAUCCAAAAUCCGUAGUGGGUUACACCCCUUUAACGGAUUCAGAUUGUGACAACGUUUGUACGCUGCCUCUCAUUGAGAAUGAAGGUAUAAAUAAUGAUGGCAACAUUGAGGAAUCUAUAGAAUUAUUACAACCAGUUGAAAUUGAAGUGAUACAGCCAUCCUCUUCAAAUUGUGAAGCUACAACUAGCUACAGUAGACUACAGCUGGCUACAGAAGCUACAGCUAGCUACAUUGUUGUGGAUGAAAAAAUGGAAACUGGAAUUAAAAAAAGAGACUGGAGUAAUUAUACUCCAAAGAAAUUAAAAGAGCCUGUCAACAAGAAAUUGAGGCGAACCAUUCCUAAUACAACAUUACAAGCAAAAGAAGAGUAUUAUAAAAAAAAAAUUGAAUUUCUGCAUGUCCAGGAAGAAGAGUUCGAAAGAACACAAGUUCGAAACUCUGAAAAACAUGUGAAAGAAAUGGAAUUGUUAAAUUUAGAAAUAGAGCUAAAAAAACAGUUGUUACAUAAACAAAAAGACUUAGAAUAAAUGUUGUUUUAAAUAAA
This is a messenger RNA of Sitophilus oryzae (rice weevil), 1656 nucleotides long. RefSeq lists its product as uncharacterized. The record is from RefSeq and is a predicted model, not a curated record. The transcript has 6 exons. Gene Ontology annotation, cellular component: nucleus. Bases 782 to 1639 code for a protein of 285 amino acids. Lineage: Eukaryota; Metazoa; Arthropoda; Insecta; Coleoptera; Curculionidae.